AUGGCUGACACGCGGGGUCGUGCAUCGUCUCCAAUACGAGCAAGGAACCGUUCUCGAGAUCGAGAACGAGAAAAAGACAAAGAACAGGAAAAAGAGCGAGAAAAAAAUGACCAGAAGCCUACGAUUGAUAGGGAAAAGGUACAGAUUAGAUCGUUGUAUUUUGUUCCAGAAACAACGAAGACGAUUCAAAAUUAUUGCACUUUUAUCAACCGCGUGUCUUUGUUUACUCGCAGACCUGCCCGCUGCUUCUCAGAGUGUUUUGUAACCAAGGCCGACAUCACAGGUAAGAUUGAAAUAAAGCCGCUUUUUGUAUCUCGUAAUCAGAGUUUAAUGUCAAACCUCUUUGAACGAAUGCAAUCUGAUAGUCCUUUUGUGUGGGUUAUUUUUUUGUCCCGCAAAUUAGCAAACGAACUGAGUUGAAAUUAAGUUUAAAUAGUCCUGUGUUCACUUACCAGGCAAGUUUAAUGUAAUUUAAGGUAGAUACACUUCGUGGUAAAUCGCAUUUUGCUGAAUAGUUUGGAAUUAUUCUUUUUUCUCUCAAUUUGCUUCUUUACUACUUUACUUUACACACUGGUUUAUUAUUCUUGAUCCUUUCCUCGAGUUUUUUCGACUCUCAAGCUGUGUUUUCAGCUAAUUGGUGAGUGAAUGUGGUUAAAAAGCUCUGGCGGUCAAUAAAAAUAUUUAAGUAGGAUUCAUUUUUUGUCAUCCCUCACAAGUAAAUGGAUAAAACAUCAUGUGUCUUGCUGUGCUUUUUGCUUGAUUUGCAAGAGGGAAGUCAUACCUUUGUUUAUAGACAGUUGUUAUUGUAUGUUAGUGAGGAGACAAUGGUUCCCUUUUUUUCAAGGCAAAAUGCUUUCUUUGGCCUGAUCAAAACUACCUGUAGGUUGAUCACUUGUGGCUUUUCACUGUUUUCAUGUUAAGGUGCAUUUAUUUUUCUUUUGUUAAAUCUACACAAGGUCAGUGCCUAUAGCUUAAGAUCUUCAAUUGCGGCUGUCCUUUUCUAUUCCAAGAGAAUCAGGAACAUUUCAGCACUUGGCAGCAACUACUUUUCAUAAGUUCCCUGUAGCUAUCAGAAACAUAACUGAGUACAAUUCCUUCUGUUGUAGUGUGAAGAGACAUCUUUUAUGUAAGGAACUUUAAGCAGCAAAUACAAUUGUUUUUCCUUUUUUAUGUAUAUUCUUUUUUUAGAGUUGAUUUAUAGUGUAUUAAUUGUAGUUGAAGAACCUUACUUUGUUGGAUACUCUGCAAUAAAUCAUCAUCAUUAUUAUUAUUUAUGAUAACAUCAGGUUAGAUGAAUAUUCCAGGACAGCUUUACCAUCAAACGAACUCCAAGUGUACACAUGGUAGGUUAAUUUUGUGCUUUGUUACCAGAAGAAUUGUGAGAGACAUGGUAACCUAAAGGUUAUUGCACUUGAGUCUGUGUCAAGGUUUGGGUUCAAGACCAGGGCGGAUCAUGGUGUUAUGUUCUUGGGCAAAAUACUCGUCUGUCACAGUGCUGUUCUCUACCCAGGAGUUGAAUGGGUACUGGCAAACUGUCAGGAUAAGCUGAUGAAAUGCUGGUGGGUAACUUGGUGAUGGACUUGUAUCCUAUUCAGGGGGGAUUGGUGAUACUGCAAGGAAAACUGUAAUAAGCUCUAGCUGGGUGGAUCACUUGGCUUGAGCACAGACUUCAUCCUUCUACAUGUGAUCAAUACGCAAACAUGUUUAAAAUACCAAUAAUUGUAGGAUUAUUAGGUGGUGGUCAUAUGUGCUUAAAAGACAUGCUAAGGGUUAGGUGGCUGUGAAGUGAUGCAAAGAUAAUGAUGAAGGGUUUGUUGCAAAACAAAUGGAAUGCAUACCAGUUCAUUAUAUAGUCUCCUGUUUAUGCUGUGGUUGGGAAACCUCAAAUGCAUUAAUCUUGAUUUAUUUUGUAGAAAUCUCUCUAGGUACCAGUGGAUGGAAUCAGAGUGUUUCUGUUUUGUGAUAACAUUGCUUAUUUCUACUUCAUUUUAGGAAAGAUGCAACUUUGAAAGAGCUCAUGAGUCUUGUCAAGGAAGUCAAUCCUGAUGCAAGGCGCAAAGGCACAAUAUUUGACUUUGCCAUUGUAUUUCCAGAUGCUCGUCGUGGUGGAUUCAUCAUGAAAGAAAUUGGUUCAACUGCAGCAGGGCGUAAAGGGGCUGAUGACACUGUCACACUAGAGUCUAAAAAGUUUCAAAUAGGAGAUUUCAUUGAUGUUGCUAUUCAGACUCCAAGGAUGGCAAGGAGAGAUAGACCCUAUUGA
Molecule: messenger RNA, 2260 nt
Organism: Pocillopora meandrina
Lineage: Eukaryota; Metazoa; Cnidaria; Anthozoa; Scleractinia; Pocilloporidae
Source: the annotation of a GenBank genome assembly